AUGGCCGAUGCCAAGAAGCUCGAGGAAGCCCACGCGACGCUGUGGGAGAAUGGCAUUCAGGUGCGCCGGGAAGUGGCAGGCAACGAAUAUGUCGACCGCUCACUCGCCAAGGGAGCUUCAGACUUUGGCAAACCUAUGCAAGAACUUGUGACUGAAGUGGGCUGGGGCAUGGUCUGGUCUCGCUCGGGUUUGGAGCGGAAGACAAGGAGCUUGCUGAACAUCGCCAUGCUCUGCGCCCUGAACCGCCCAACAGAGUUGGCAGUGCACGUUCGGGGUGCUGUCAACAAUGGUGCGACCGAGGUCGAGAUCAGAGAGACUAUUCUCCAAGCCUCGAUCUACGCAGGCUUCCCGGCUGGUCUGGAGGGAACGCGGGUUGCCGAAGGCGUGUUGAAGUCCAUCAAGGAGGCAGAGGGCAGCCAGCACCAGGAGUAG
Messenger RNA from Cyphellophora europaea CBS 101466, 432 nucleotides. RefSeq lists its product as uncharacterized. Gene Ontology annotation, molecular function: peroxiredoxin activity. The record is from RefSeq and is a predicted model, not a curated record. The coding region runs from base 1 to 432 and encodes 143 amino acids. The transcript has a single exon. NCBI's taxonomy places the organism in Eukaryota, Fungi, Ascomycota, Eurotiomycetes, Chaetothyriales, Cyphellophoraceae.